Molecule: messenger RNA, 1020 nt
Organism: Aspergillus tubingensis
Lineage: Eukaryota; Fungi; Ascomycota; Eurotiomycetes; Eurotiales; Aspergillaceae
Product: WD40 repeat domain-containing protein
Exons: 4
Coding region: 1-1020 (339 amino acids)
Biological process (GO): mRNA splicing, via spliceosome
Cellular component (GO): catalytic step 2 spliceosome
Molecular function (GO): protein binding
Source: RefSeq, a predicted model, not a curated record
AUGCCAGCAAUAAAACAGUUCCCCACUCAACUGGCCCACACCCUCAGAACCCACAAUGGCCCCGUGAACGCUGUGACCUUCUCCAGCUAUCCUGGAACCUAUGUCCUUACCGGCUCGACAGAUCGUGCUAUUCACCUCUCCCGGGCUAUUCCCAAUAAUAACAAUGGCUCCGCCGCAGAGACAACGUCCCCAAUCCAGAAGUAUGAGGCGCACGGGUACUCCGUGUUAGAUAUUGCCGUCGCCGCAGAUAACUCCCGGUUCGCCAGCGUUGGUGGAGACCGCCAGGUCUUUCUGUGGGAUGUCGAACAGGGAGGAACAAUUAGACGCUGGAGUGGACACAAUGCGCGUGUUGAGGCCGUCCAAUUCGCAGGCGAAGAUGACUCUGUCGUGGUGUCUGGCAGCGCAGACACAACUAUUAACAUCUGGGAUACCAAGUCCAACUCCUACAAGCCCAUCCAGACCCUCACCGAAGCCCGAGAUACCGUUUCCUCCUUACACGUGCACAUGCCCACAUAUUCUAUCGCGAGCGCAAGCUACGACGGUCGAGUUCGAGUGUACGAUAUUCGAAUGGGACGCACCCUUGUCGAUGUUCUCGCACACCCUGUUACUAGUGUUCGCUGCUCCAAUGACGGCAAUGCUCUUUUAGCAUCUACAACAGACGGGCGCAUCCGGAUGCUGGACCGGAGUGACGGCAAACUAUUAAAGGCUUUUGGCGGCGACGAUGUCAGUCCAAGUCAGGGUAAUAGCAAUGCCACAUAUCGCAAAAGCGACCUUCGAAUUCGCUCUAUAUUCGCGAAAGCGGACGCCAUUGUCCUCAGCGGGAGUGCGGCAGAUGACUCUGGCAAUGGCAAUGAUGCUACGCAGGCGUCCGUAUUCGCCUGGGAUGUGCUCAGUGGAGAAGUGGUCGCGUGUGUCCCAGCCGGACCAGGCGUCAAGGCCGUGAGUGCUGUAUCGUGGAAUGAAAAAGGAAAUUGCUGGGCUGGUGGUUGUUCAGAUGGAACCGUCAAAGUCUAUCGCUAA